Messenger RNA from Molossus molossus (Pallas's mastiff bat), 1565 nucleotides. RefSeq names its product dihydroorotate dehydrogenase (quinone) (gene DHODH). The transcript has 9 exons. NCBI's taxonomy places the organism in Eukaryota, Metazoa, Chordata, Mammalia, Chiroptera, Molossidae. Gene Ontology annotation, biological process: pyrimidine ribonucleotide biosynthetic process; 'de novo' pyrimidine nucleobase biosynthetic process. The record is from RefSeq and is a predicted model, not a curated record. Gene Ontology annotation, cellular component: cytoplasm; mitochondrial inner membrane. Gene Ontology annotation, molecular function: dihydroorotate dehydrogenase activity. Bases 70 to 1257 code for a protein of 395 amino acids.
GGAUUAGAGGGCUCCCUCCACCUCCUCCAAUGGAAAUGAGACAGAGGCGGGCCCAGUGGCGAAAGGACCAUGGCGUGGACACAGCUGAAAAAGCGGGCCCAGGAUGCCCUGGUCAUCCUGGGAGGCGGAGGACUUCUCUUUGCCUCCUACUUGACGGCCAUGGGGGAUGAGCACUUCUAUGCUGAACACUUGAUGCCAACUCUGCAGGGACUGCUGGACCCUGAGUCUGCUCACAGGCUGGCUGUUCGUGUCACCUCCCUAGGGCUCCUUCCUCGUGCCACAUUUCAAGACUCCGACAUGCUGGAAGUGCGAGUCCUAGGCCAUAAGUUCCGAAAUCCGGUAGGAAUCGCUGCAGGAUUUGACAAGCAUGGGGAGGCUGUGGAUGGACUUUACAAGAUGGGCUUUGGUUUUGUUGAGAUAGGCAGUGUUACCCCAAAACCUCAGGAAGGAAACCCCAGGCCUAGAGUCUUCCGCCUCCCCGAGGACCAAGCCGUCAUUAACAGAUACGGAUUUAACAGUCAUGGGCUUUCAGUGGUGGAACAUAGGUUACGGGCCCGGCAGCAGACGCAGGCCAGGCUCACAGAAGGUGGGUUGCCACUGGGGAUAAACCUGGGGAAGAAUAAGACAUCAGUGGAUGCAGCCUCGGACUACGCAGAGGGUGUUCGAGUCCUGGGCCCCUUGGCUGACUACCUGGUAGUGAAUGUGUCCAGUCCCAACACCGCAGGGCUACGGAACCUUCAGGGAAAGGCUGAACUGCGCCACCUGCUGACCAAGGUGCUGCAGGAGAGGGAUGCUCUGAAGGGAUCGCACAAGCCAGCCCUGCUGGUGAAGAUUGCUCCCGACCUCACAGCCCAGGACAAGGAGGAUAUCGCCAGUGUGGUGAGAGAGUUGGGCAUCGAUGGACUGAUUGUCACGAAUACCACAGUGAGUCGCCCUGCCAGCCUCCAGGGUGCCCUGCGCUCUGAAACAGGAGGGCUGAGUGGGAAGCCCCUCCGGGACUUAUCAACGCAAACCAUCCGGGAGAUGUAUGCACUCACCCAAGGCAAAGUUCCCAUCAUCGGGGUUGGUGGUGUGAGCAGCGGACAGGACGCACUGGAGAAGAUCCGGGCUGGGGCCUGCCUGGUGCAGCUGUACACGGCCCUCACCUACAGGGGUCCACCUGUCGUGGGCAGAGUCAAGCGGGAGCUGGUGGCCCUUUUGAAGGAGCAGGGUUUCCCUCGAGUCACAGAUGCCAUUGGAGCAGAUCAUCGGAGGUGAGGAUGUUGUUGGGAGCCCUGGUCUGGAACCUUCCCACUACAGCCGGCGAGCCUUUGUGGCUGGACCAAGAGAGGGAGGGCUGUUGCCAGCCACGUCCAGACUAUGAGAGGCCUUCCUCUGAGCCAGGCCGGACUGUGGAAGCCCCUCAUGAGGGUCACCAGAAUCAACACAAGCCUUUCUUCAGUCAUUUGUCAGGCCAUGAACUGCAUUCGAGACAUUUUCUGGACUCAAAUUCCAGGAUCCUUUAACACUGCAAGGACAUUAGCUAUUUGGGGGGGAAAUUAUGGAAAAAAUAAAGCUUUUUAAAA